Messenger RNA from Gongylonema pulchrum, 606 nucleotides. The record is from the annotation of a GenBank genome assembly. NCBI's taxonomy places the organism in Eukaryota, Metazoa, Nematoda, Chromadorea, Rhabditida, Gongylonematidae.
GUGAUCGUAUCGUUUCGCCUGAGCAUCCUUCUUCCAAUUUCGGCCGUAACGGAAAAUAUGAAGCGUGCGCAGCGUAGAAAUGCCAUUAUGGAGCAGAAAUUACUGUUUCGAAAAGGAAUCUCAACAUGCAAAACACCACAGUUAUGCAAAAAUGCUAAGGCAGAAUCAUCGGAUGGAAUUGUUGAAAUGACUAUAAACGAAAUUAUUAACGGCAAAGCUGACGACGAUUUUCCCGGAUUGGUACCACUAAUACGGCAAUAUUUGGAUGGUGCUGAUGUUGAUGUAGAUACGCGUUGUACCGUGUCGCAGUAUUUAAGUUUUAUACAGAAACGAGCCUCCGGUGAAUUACAAACGCUGGCAACAUGGAUGAGGGCAUUCAUCGGUGAACAUCCGGAAUAUGGCCAUGAUUCGUUCGUGAGCGAUCGUAUCGUCUACGAUAUGCUGAAAACGGUAAGGAUAUUUGGUUAUUGGGUUCUCUGGUUUUUUGAACCCUUGCUCCUUGUCGGCAUUAAUACAUCUCACGGAGUUUCCGCUGAAUAUUUGGCCCGGAACUCGAUUCAUCUGUAUUUUUUGCAUACCAAGAACACUGAGAUUGUCCUCGGAUAA